AUUUUUUUUAAAAUUUGAAAAACAUAAAAAUUUAAAUUGAAUAAAUGAAAAUUUUAAAAACUGAAAAUAGAAUAACUGAAAAACUAACAAAAUUGUAUAUUCGUAAAACUGAAAAAUAAAGAGUUGAAAACUGAAAAACCAAAAAAUUGAAAAUCAAAAAAUGAAUAAAAAAAUUACUUAUAAAGAGUUGAAAACUGAAAAAUGAAUAUAAAUUUAUAAUACGGACUUAUGAACUUAGAUAGUAAUGUGUGGGAGUUUACACCACACAACCGUGAUUCCCAAUUAGUGAUUCCCAUUUUUUCUUAUCAAAGUUUUCAGAUUCAUAUGACAGAGACUUUUUGUCUCCUUUAUCGCAGUUUGCAAAUAGUGAAUAUACUUAUACAAUAUAGCUUUUUGCUGCCUGGCAAGCACCAUUUACAGUAAUUCAAUUUACUCUUUAAGAGUAGGAAUUAAAGAAAGAGGACACAUGACUGAACAAGCGAAUGAACCUGAUCUAUUUAAUCAUUGGUGGCAUGUUCAUCACUGUUUCCUUCAGUUCCCACAUCUGUAAAGGCAUCUUUUUCUUCUUGAGAAACUGAACUGGAUGAUUCAUUUGGAUUCUUGUUUUUGAGCAAUUCUUCAUUUCCAAAAUUUAAUGAAUCUGUUGAUUUGUUUUCAUCCAAAUUGGUAGUUAUUUCAUCAUCAAUUGACGCUUCGACUGUUUCUUCUGUAUCAGUAUUAAUAGAAUCACCGAUCUCUUCCCCUCCAGUUGAAUCUGUGCUAUCACUUAGUCCAUCAGCUGAGGCUUCUGAAAUUGUCCCAUUCAUCAUGAAAUAGUUGAGUUUGAAUCAUCUAUGAUUUUCUCAUCACUUUGAAUAGAGCUCUCACCAUGUUCUUCCUGCUUUUCAUCUCUUGAUUUACUGUCAUUGUUUUCCGCAACUUGAGCAUCCUUAUGUUCACCUCCAUUUUCAUUUGUUUCCUCGUCUCCAUCCUCUUUGCUUCCACUGUUCUCUUCUUCACUUCCAUUUUCCACUUCUGUCUCCUUGUCUGUCCCAUCUUCACUAGCAUUCUCAUUCUUUUCUUCUCCGGCAUCAUCAUUAUCUGCCGUUUCUUUCUCCAAAUCUUUGUGUUCCAUAUCUCUCUCUCCCUCACUUCCAGUUUCCUCUUCUUCAUCCUUUUGCACCUUUUCUUCUAUAGUUUCCUUACCUUCAUUGCUUUCUGCCUCUGAGUUAUCUUCUGCUUUUACAUCUCCAUCAUUAUUUGGCUCACUUUCAUCUUCCACCUCUUCAUCUGGAUCAUCAUUGUUUGUUAAACCUUCAGCAUCUUCUUCAUCAGUUUGAGGUUUAAGGAAUUUCCUUCCCAGGUUUAAGAUACAAUUACCACUCUCCGCCUUCUCAGAGAGGCUAGUUGAUUCUCCAGAUGCUUCUUUCUUAUUAGUGGAGGAGUGCUGGACUUGAUAAAGCAGCCAAAUGCAAACGCCUACCAGUACACAUAUCUGAAGAGCAUGCUUCACUUUGAAGCCAUUGUUUUUGUUGUUCCUCCGUGGAAACAGCUUGAACAUGAUUAUUUGUCUCGUGCAGCCUUCCAGAUACGAUUUGCAAACAUUUUCACAAUACAAAUGAGUACAUUAUGGGCGUAAAUACUAUGUGUGCAAAUGGUAAACUUGUUUCGGAGAAGGUGAACGAAUUAUUGAGAACUAAAGGGACGGUUAGAGCCUUGAUGUCUUUCAUCUGGAAAGGGUACAUUCAUUCUAAGUUCUCUUUUACCGAUUACCAACGCAAGAUAACCUCGCUUACCUCAACAUGGCAAACAAUUGUGACCUUUGCAAGAGUGGUUUGGAAACAAUACCACACCUUUUCUUUGUUUGUUAUCUUUCUUGCAGGAUAUGGACUAGAAUUAAAUAUUGGAUUGGCAUGGAGCAACAAAUGAGCACACUGGUGAGUGUGGUCAAAUGGAUUAGAAAGAAGCAUAGAGUGGGUGCACUUAUCUGGUCAAAGACGGUCGGAUUAGCAUUUUGUGCUACUAUUUAUUGGAUUUGGCAAGUGAGGAACACUUUCUGUUUUUAGGAUAACUCAAAGACUGAAGAUGAAGUCAUUGCAAAAAUCAAACAUGUGGUUACAAAAUACUUUAUAGUAUCUGUCUGUUCGAGAUGAUUAGAUUUUAAUUUUUGGUGAUAUCAAGCUCUUUUUGGUGUGCCAUGGGCUAGUGAUGUUUAGAUAAACUUUAUGUGUGUUACAAAAUACUUUAUAGUAUCUGUCUGUUCGAGAUGAUUAGAUUUGAAGCACCGACUGUUAGGUUUUGGUUUUGCUGGUUUAGCUUGCCAUUUUUAUGGGGCUUUUUUGUUCUCCACUUCUCCUAGAUUAGCGGUGACCUCCUUCAUGGAGCGUUGCCUUAAAUUUUUGGACACAAGGUGUUCGUGUUACUUUUUGGGAUGACUAGUAUGUUUGGAUAAAUCAUACAUAAACUCAAAGAA
Cuscuta epithymum is the source of this 2452-nucleotide messenger RNA. The record is from the annotation of a GenBank genome assembly. NCBI's taxonomy places the organism in Eukaryota, Viridiplantae, Streptophyta, Magnoliopsida, Solanales, Convolvulaceae.